Messenger RNA from Dentiscutata heterogama, 1214 nucleotides. Lineage: Eukaryota; Fungi; Glomeromycota; Glomeromycetes; Diversisporales; Gigasporaceae. The record is from the annotation of a GenBank genome assembly.
AUGGCUAUGGACUUGAGGGUGGGAAACAAGUAUCGGAUAGGAAGAAAGAUCGGCUCUGGUUCUUUUGGUGAUAUUUAUCUUGGUACAAACAUUAUUAAUGGUGAAGAAGUUGCCAUCAAACUUGAAUCUACAAAAGCUAAGCAUCCACAAUUAGAAUAUGAGGCAAAAGUCUAUAAAACACUGGCCGGUGGUGUGGGUAUCCCGUUCGUCCGCUGGUACGGUACUGAAUGCGAUUAUAACGCAAUGGUAAUCGAUUUAUUGGGCCCAUCUUUGGAAGAUUUGUUCAAUUUCUGUAAUCGCAAAUUUUCAUUGAAAACGGUACUGCUGUUGGCCGAUCAAUUGAUUUCUCGAAUUGAAUACAUUCACUCUAAAAACUUUAUUCAUCGAGAUAUUAAACCCGAUAACUUUUUGAUGGGAAUUGGUAAACGCGGUAAUCAAGUCAACGUUAUCGAUUUCGGUUUAGCAAAAAAAUAUCGCGAUCCAAAGACACACUUACACAUCCCUUAUAGAGAAAAUAAAAAUUUAACAGGCACAGCUAGAUAUGCUAGCAUCAAUACUCAUUUAGGUGUCGAACAAUCUCGUCGUGAUGAUCUUGAAUCACUAGGUUAUGUUAUGAUGUAUUUCUGUCGUGGUUCGCUUCCAUGGCAAGGUCUCAAAGCUGCUACAAAGAAACAGAAAUACGAUCGUAUCAUGGAAAAGAAAAUGACUACCCCAACGGAAUUACUUUGUCGUACUUUUCCUAAUGAAUUUGCUAUUUACUUGAACUACACACGAUCUCUUCGAUUUGAUGAUAAACCUGAUUAUAGCUAUUUGAGAAAGUUAUUUAGGGAUUUAUUUGUUCGUGAAGGCUUUCAAUAUGAUUAUGAAAAAGAUGCUAAUAAGGUCCAUCAGUCAUUGCCAAUGCCGGACGAUGCAAAUGGUGUUGCUGAACAAGCUGAAGAAGAUUCUAAAAAUCAGAAACAACACCCUGCUAUGCGACAAGCAAAUAAUUCAAGCAACAUUGUAAACGCCCCGAUUAAUAAUCGUAAACCUUCGAGUAAGCAAGUUUAUUCAGGUGCUGCCGGGAUUAGUUCUACACGAACUAACGCGUCACCACAACAACCCAUCGCAAGUGGGUCUUCACGGCUAACGCAAACUCCGAGGCGUAGCAACAAAGGUCAAGAUGCUAGUGCUCCAACCGCAGAUAAUAACAGAGUUAUGACUUCGGAUAGACU